AAAUUCUUUUGCAAACAUUCAUGCCUAAGGAAGGGCUGGAACAGGCAGCCCCGGCCGCCGGAACCGGUCGGACAGGUAGCGAGCUUGUUGACACCGUUAUGUUGCAGGGCGCAUGCUCACUCCCAAGUUUCCUGGUGCCUUUUCUAUUCCACCUUAUGAAACUUUUUCCCCGGCGUGGUCUCGCUCGCGAUUUAAAGCAUAGGUGUCGCCGAGCCGGGAGGCUGGGAGUCGCCAGGCGUGCGGGGGAGAGGCCUGGGCCGCGCCGCGGCGGGGGGUGGAGGAAGAGGGCAGGCGAGGCGGGAAGGUGGGCUCUGGCCGCCGGGAGCCGGGGACCGAGCCGCCGCCGUCGCCCCUAGCGGGGAGCAGCCGGGAGGAGGGGGCCGCAGUCGGGAGAGGGGACCCCACCAUGCCCAAAGUCUUCCUGGUGAAGAGGAGGAGCCUGGGGGUCUCGGUCCGCAGCUGGGAUGAGCUCCCGGAUGAGAAAAGGGCAGACACCUACAUCCCAGUGGGCCUGGGCCGCCUGCUCCACGACCCCCCCGAGGACUGCCGCAGCGACGGCGGCAGCAGCAGCGGCAGCGGCAGCAGCAGCGCGGGGGAGCCUGGAGGAGCUGAGAGCAGCUCGUCCCCGCACGCCCCCGAGCGCGAAACCCCCGAGCCCGGCGACGCCGAGGGCCCCGAUGGACACCUGGCGGCCAAGCAGCGCCCGGUCGCCAGAUCGAAAAUCAAGUUCACCACAGGCACAUGCAGCGACUCGGUGGUUCACAGCUGUGACCUGUGUGGCAAGGGCUUCCGUCUGCAGCGCAUGCUGAACCGUCACCUCAAGUGCCACAACCAGGUGAAAAGACACCUGUGCACCUUCUGCGGCAAGGGCUUCAACGAUACCUUCGACCUGAAGAGGCACGUCCGCACACACACAGGCAUUCGUCCCUACAAAUGCAAUGUCUGCAAUAAAGCCUUCACCCAGCGCUGCUCUCUGGAGUCCCACCUGAAGAAAAUCCACGGGGUGCAGCAGCAGUACGCCUAUAAGCAGCGGCGGGACAAGCUCUAUGUCUGCGAGGAUUGCGGCUACACGGGCCCCACCCAGGAGGACCUGUACCUGCAUGUGAACAGUGCCCAUCCGGGCAGCUCGUUUCUCAAAAAGACAUCUAAAAAACUGGCAGCCCUUUUGCAGGGCAAGCUGGCAUCUGCACAUCAGGAGAAUACCAGCCUGAGUGAGGAGGAGGAGAGGAAGUGAGGAGAAGGAAGGGGAGGACAGACGUUCACACUGCCACGUAUGUCUACGUGGAUUUUUGGUUUUCAGCGUCCCCCACCCCACUGGCUCUUCUUAAUUAGAAGUGACCAGUUCACCUCUGUGUCCUUUUGAAACAUCAGCAGUAGGGUCCAUUCCAAGAUUGUCAGUUACCGUAGUGACGUCAGGCCGUGUAACCUGUGUCCUGUCUGGCGCGCUUGCUUGCAUUCACCAAAGUUUGUUUUCCACGAUCCUGAUGGCCAAGAACACCGUGUGGGAUUUUAUUUUUCCCCCAAGGAUUUUCACACAUGGAACGAGAGGUAUUUCUUAGAGAGAUCAUCAUUUUAUGGUGCCUUGAAAUAAAAAUACUUCUACUUGAAAUGCUGUUUAAGCAAGGAAAAUGAAUUUUGUUAUUCUGAAAGAGUUUACAGAAAUUAUUUUAAUAAACGAAAUGUUCUUGUGAAGCUUUUAAAAGCAAAACGGAACAUUGACCUACA
This is a messenger RNA of Symphalangus syndactylus (siamang), 1725 nucleotides long. RefSeq names its product ovo like zinc finger 2 (gene OVOL2). The record is from RefSeq and is a predicted model, not a curated record. NCBI's taxonomy places the organism in Eukaryota, Metazoa, Chordata, Mammalia, Primates, Hylobatidae. Gene Ontology annotation, biological process: regulation of transcription by RNA polymerase II; epidermal cell differentiation. Gene Ontology annotation, cellular component: nucleus. Gene Ontology annotation, molecular function: RNA polymerase II cis-regulatory region sequence-specific DNA binding; DNA-binding transcription factor activity, RNA polymerase II-specific.